Messenger RNA from Cephus cinctus (wheat stem sawfly), 5113 nucleotides. RefSeq names its product voltage-dependent calcium channel subunit alpha-2/delta-3 (gene stj). The record is from RefSeq and is a predicted model, not a curated record. The transcript is spliced from 19 exons. Lineage: Eukaryota; Metazoa; Arthropoda; Insecta; Hymenoptera; Cephidae. Gene Ontology annotation, cellular component: voltage-gated calcium channel complex. The coding region runs from base 338 to 4036 and encodes 1232 amino acids. Gene Ontology annotation, molecular function: voltage-gated calcium channel activity.
AUUCCACAUAGAUAUUGUUAUCUCGAUUAAUUUCGCAAAUAGAUAUACAUUUGUAAUAUUUACUGUGGAUAUAUAUUCAAUUAGAAGGUCAUCAGCAGCAUAUUGUGACCUAAAGCACAUGAUACUUUGGAAGCAUUGCACUAUCAGUAUUGCGACCACUUGCGCGCAAGCUCGUAUGCGCCAAAGAUCGAUAAAAUAGACUAGGGAGGCCACGCCGCACAGUACGGCGCCGUUAAUGUUAGGCGGAAAGCUCGCUGCUUCUCUUCUGUUCAGUUUUGUUUACUAUUCCGGUGUAUAAACAGCUGUAAGCCAGCCAGAGUUACUCGUUUCGCGCGUUAUGAAGGUCUGUUUCCUACCAGCGAUCGUCUUUCUCAUCCUUACGGAGAUACACGGACGAGAAGAUGGUAUAUCCUUUAGCACGGUAAAAACAUGGGCGAACAAACUUGGAUUCGAGCUGUCCCAAUUGGGAAAAUACGUGACGAACGUCGAGAAAUUUCACGAAAGUUACAAGCUCGCCGAAGUGAAGCCACAAGACGGAAACACCCUUGUCAAAGACAUCGCUAAGGAUAUCAAAGCUAUGAUGGAGUUGAAAAUAUCCGCUAUAAACCGUAUUAUGGAUGUCGCAGAGACGUCAGCACUUUCGGCAAUGGGAAAUGAGUCUCUGGAAAAAUACAAUUACGUGAAUACGAAAAAUAAUACAAUAGACCUAACGUACAGUGAACAUUUCGGUGGAUAUGUCAAUCAAAGCAUGUCUGCCGUUCACGUACCGACAAAUGUCUACGACAGAGCUGAUAAUGUUCUACGGGCUAUCAAAUGGUCCGAGGAACUCGAUAAAACGUUCAUUCAUAAUUACGAACAAGAUCCAUCAUUGUCCUGGCAAUAUUUCGGCAGCGCCACAGGAUUCAUGAGACAAUAUCCUGCUAUAAGGUGGCCAAUGGAUCCUUCACGCGUUGACCUCUUUGACUGUAGAACAAGAAGCUGGUACAUUGAAGCAGCAACCAGUCCUAAAGACGUUCUUAUCCUGGUGGACAAUUCAGGAAGCAUGACUGGAUUGCGAAAACAAAUCGCCAGACACGUAGUGAAUAAUAUUUUGGACACUUUGGGAAACAAUGAUUUUGUCAAUGUCAUCACGUUCUCUGAUGUCAUGAACGUGGUGGUACCAUGUUUUAACGAAUCUCUCGUACAAGCAAAUCUAGCUAACGUCAGAGAGCUUAAGAAUGCUAUUACCAAUAUGCAAACUGAUAAAAUAGCUAAUUUCUCGGCGGUUCUCAUAAAAGCUUUUGAGAUAUUGGAGGUGUACCGUACUGUGAAGGAAGGUGCCAGGUGUAAUCAGGCAAUAAUGCUCAUCACUGACGGUGUUCCUGAAAAUUAUAAAGAAAUCUUUAAAGAAUAUAACUGGCAGGACAAUCCAGAGCACCCUGAGAAAGCUGAUAUGCCAGUAAGAGUGUUCACGUAUCUGAUUGGCAGAGAAGUCGCCGACGUACGAGAAGUUAAUUGGAUGGCUUGCGCCAAUAGGGGUUACUACGUCCACCUAUCGACUCCAGCAGAAGUUCGAGAACAGGUGCUGAAUUACGUGCCUGUAAUGGCCAGACCCCUUGUGUUAGGUCAAACAGAUCAUCCAAGAAUUUGGACACCGAUUUAUGCCGACAUAACUGAUCCUAAAAUGACGGAUUGGCGUUGGGAGCAAAAAGAAUGCAAAGAGCAAAAAGAGCGUUUUCAAAGUUUUCGAAAGGAUCCCAGACCCUUGUUUUCUAAGCAAGAGAAAGAUCGUAGAUUUGUUCAGAAGCAGAAGAGGAUAAACAAUCGGUAUGGUGAUCUUCAGGAAUAUAAGCUGAUGACAUCUGUCAGCAUGCCGGUAUUCGACAGAAGAAAAAACGCGAACAUCACAGAGCAGGUCCUGGUGAACGAAGCCUACUGGGUUACAGAGACAAGAGAGACUAGAAUCGCGGAUCUCCUCGGAGUGGCUGGCACGGAUGUACCAAUACAGGAAAUACAAAAGCUCAUGAUGCCGCAUAUGUUGGGAGUAAAUGGUUAUGCCUUUAUAGUUACCAAUAACGGUUAUAUUUUAAUACAUCCCGACCUCAGACCAGUGUUUCAGGAAAUUUUAAAACCAUCAUACAACAGUGUUGAUAUGGCGGAGGUUGAACUAAUGGACCAGGACAACGGUCCUCGCGAAUUCGAAGAAGGAAUACUUGAGCUUCGCAAAGACGUAAUCAACCAAGCAAACGGCAGCGCUACUCUCCAUACAAAGUACCAUUACGACGAUAUGAAACGUGUCGGUAGAGUAAGAAGGAAAUACGAUUAUAUGGGCAUUGAGAAUACACCAUUUACAGUGGUGGUCAGUCUGCCCGAAUAUGAUCAUGCCGGAAGUUACCGUGUACAUGCCUCCGAGGAAAUACACAGAUCUUACGUUAGCGGCAAAGAUGUGACAGACUACUUCGCAGGUGGUAACUGGCGGGUGCAUCCCGACUGGAUGUACUGCAUAUAUCACUAUGAGGCUGAACACAUAUUCAAUACCUCGGAAAAGCAGCUCCUACACUUUUUGGAGCGCAUCCGCCAGCCGGGUUGGAAAUGGAAUGAUUCGAAGCAACGAUCCCCACCACCGGAACGUACUGCUUCGAAUUCUGGUCACGGUGCGGCCCACCGUAAGCGAUCCUCCAAUCCAAAUAAAGCAGACAGGAUCUCGUAUUACUGCGACCGUAAUCUCCUUCAGAGUUUGGUUUUCGAUGCAAAGGUAACCGAGUGGUUUGCGAACACCAACACCACCCGCGAGGAUAUGGGACCUUUUGCUAGGCUGGUGAACCUCCUGCCCAGGAAAGAAUUCACGCAACGGUUUGGAUUCACAUUAGCCUUCGUGGCGACACGCAGCGGUCUAACGCGAUGGCAGGACUUCCCUAGGGAUGAUGGUGUUCCAGCGGAUGAUCACUUCAGUAAGCUGUAUCCCAGAGCCAUAGAUGAAGUGUGGUACAAGCGUGCUGUUGAACAGUAUUAUGUACAUCCAGACAGCUUUGUGUUCUCUGUGCCAUUUGACAAACGUGAUGAUGAUAAUACAACCCUGGUCACAGCCAGUCGUGCGAUAUUUGUCGGUACUGGCAAAGCCAAAGCUCCAGCAGCAGUCGUGGGCUUCCAAUUUCAACAUUCGGCAUUGCAAGGCUUGUUCCAUAAUAUUACAUACAACUGCGACAGUCCUGUUAACUGUCAGAAGACAUGCAAAGAUGAUUCCAUAGCGUGUUAUCUGAUGGACAACAAUGGGUAUAUCAUAGCUGCUAAUAAUCCUGCCGAUGCUGGAAAAUUCCUUGGUGAAGUACGGGGUCCAAUAAUGAACAGCUUGGUAGAUAAUGGUAUCUACAGUAAGAUCAGGAUAUUCGAUUAUCAAGCUGUUUGCUUCGACUACAUUCCUACCCUUAAUCAUGGUAACGUACUACUCACGCCUUGGAGAAGCAUCCAGAAAGCAGCUGCUUGGUUGUUCAGUCAAGUCGCUUGGGCCUGGGCUAAAGCUGGAUUAUGGACUUCGGAUUACGUAGAUGCAAAUGAAGAGAAUGAGGAAGGCUUGGACGAUCAGAAGAGUUACGUGGAAGGUCCUACAGAGAACAAAGAUACCAAAAUUAUUCAACUUGUUCAAAUUAAUCGUACGAGACCUCAGCCUUGUGACCAGGAGGUAUAUCUGUACCUACUACGGAAUGCUUCCUCCAAAGAAUACGACGUGGACAUUGACUCCGAUAAAUCGUGUGAGAGACCAUACGUCGUGCAGCCUGUACACUUCACCAAUAUGAUCCUCCUCGUCGUAGAUGUCUCGUGUCCUGAUACGGAUGAACCGAUAUUGAGUGUUGUUCCUGAAGAAGUAUUAUACAGCAAUUACACCUUGGCUUGUUACAAAGCUCUGCAUAGUUUGGCGAGAAAAAGACCAGCAUCCUGUAUCCGAAAUCAUACAAAGGAGAGCGAUAUCAAGGACCUCUGCGGUUUUGCGUCGACUUUCAGCCCGAACUUAUUCUUGCUUUUAUUGCUUUGCGCGCUGACCAGGUUCAAUCGUUACUGAACCAUCUCGUGUCAUGUACCUAAACAUUUAAAUGAAGCAAAGCAUGCAAAGGCUGAUCCUGAGAGCCGAUGUCAAAUUAGUCCAAAAUUUGUACUGCCCAAAAUGCAAUACGAGUUGCGUUCAGUAUAUGCACUGCUUUUCUCGAAGACUACUUAUCCAUAUGGUGCUUGCCGUCGUGGCGCCGAGGUGUAUAUAUUCCGUAAGAGUUGUGCCACGUGCCCAAGAGAGUCCUUUACAACCGUUAAGCGAAGCGUUGACGUUCAGUAGUUGAAACUUCAAAAUCUUUUUUAGACGUCGGCCAUUCCGAGUAUAGAAUGAUCUUCCGCUGGGCAUAAUCUUUGUUUUAUGAUAUUUGGACCCAGGUAGGACGACAUAUGAUUGUGAAAUUUUAUUUUUAAUAUCCCGGUAUCAAUUCUGUUGGACUUGGUGAAAAUGCGUCUGGCGAAAUGAUUACGAGGAAUCCUUUUUCUCUUACUUCGAGCAAACUGAUAAUAUAGCUCGACAGUUUCUACAGGGUAUUCUUCGUUACGCCAACCAACCGCUACAAUUCGCAGAAAAGUUUUUAGGUAGAUAGAUAGUUUUUAUAGAAGGAUUAAUCGAAAGAGAAGUACAUAUACUUACGUAUGUUUGUAAAUGCUACGUUCAUACUCACGCUUUAUACAUUAAUCGACUAAAGGUAUGUCGUUUAAUAUUUAUAGAAAUUAUUAAAAUUAAUUUUGUAAAUUAUUGUAAUAUACAAUAUACAUAUUAUACACGCAGGUACAUACAUACAUAUAUAUAAUAACAAAAAAAAACAAUUGUGUGCCUUUGGACACGCGGUUAAAUAAAUUCUUGUUGUAUGUUUGUCAAAUAAAUAAUUCAACUCCGUGCCGUAAUUGGCUCGUACGCGUCACUCGACGAUUCGUAUAUGAAUAAGAAAUUGCUGUUCGUUAAAAUACGUCACUACUUAUGGCCCAAUUUUUAAGGGCAGUGAACAUGUAAAACUAGAUUUACGAAUGAUUUUAUAAAGUUUAUAACACUCUCGAUCUGUUACGAAAAGGUGUAGAAUAAUAUAAUUAAUCGUAUUAUGAGACUAGA